This is a messenger RNA of Dama dama (fallow deer), 6864 nucleotides long. Its product is annotated as zinc finger protein 33B-like. Gene Ontology annotation, molecular function: DNA-binding transcription factor activity, RNA polymerase II-specific; RNA polymerase II cis-regulatory region sequence-specific DNA binding. Gene Ontology annotation, biological process: regulation of DNA-templated transcription. The transcript is spliced from 5 exons. NCBI's taxonomy places the organism in Eukaryota, Metazoa, Chordata, Mammalia, Artiodactyla, Cervidae. The record is from RefSeq and is a predicted model, not a curated record. Bases 257 to 2599 code for a protein of 780 amino acids.
AGCGGUUCCGGGGCUGCUGAGUCUAUGCACUCUUCUGGGGCCAGUGCCCCUCGGAGACGAGUGAGAGGCGAGUGAGCUCAGGAUGGCUGGCUGAGGACUGAAGGGGUUCUGUGUAGUUUAGGGAGUAGGAGGGAAAAGCUUUAUAGGAAAGGAGAAUUCAGGAGCUGCCACACAGGCCGGAUCUUUCAUGACUCCAGUCCUCUUCUAACCCAGUAUAUCUUCAGAGUUGUCUACAUUUUUCCAAGACCAGCUGAAAAUGAGUAAAUCCCAGAUUGAACCAAAAUUCCAAGGAUCAGUAUCCUUUAAGGAUGUGACUGUGGGCUUCACCCAGGAGGAGUGGCAGCACCUGGAUUCAACUCAAAGGUCCUUGUAUAGAGAUGUGAUGCUAGAGAACUACAGGAACCUUGUUUCAGUGGGGUAUUGUAUUACCAAACCAGAGGUGAUCUUCAGACUGGAGCAAGGAGAAGAGCCAUGGAUAUUGGAGGAAGAAUUCCCAAGCCAAAACUUCUCAGGAGUCUGCAAAACUGAUCGCAUGAAAGAAAGGAACCAAGAAAACCAGCCUAAACACAUAUGGAAAGUUGUAUUGAUCAAUAACAAAAGUCUGACUAAAGAACAAGGUAAUGUACUAGGAAAGUCACUUGAGUUGGACACAAAUUCUUUUCCUCACAGAAAAAUACUCUGUCAUUGUGGCUCAUGUGGAAUGAGCUUCAACUAUAUUUCAGAAUUGGUUAUUGGUAAAAAAAACUCUUUAGGAAAAAAGACCAAUGAAUUUAAUGCCUGUGGAAAAUUGCUACUCAAUAUUAAACAUGAGAAAACUCAUACUAGAGAAAAAAAUGAAUUUUUUAAAAGUGGAAAAAUUGUCAGUCAUAAUGAGGAUUCUGUUCAGCUUGAGAAGAUUCAAACUUUAGAGCAAAAUUUUGCAUAUAACAUACAUCAAGAAACCUUCAAUGAAAAGGUAGUAUUCAAUACAUACAAGACAGAGAUCACUGAAGAGAAUGACUGUGCAUAUGAUGAAUAUGGGAGAAGAUUCUGUGAUAGCUCAUCCUUCUUGUUCCAUCAGAUAACUCCCUCAAAGGAAAAUCACUAUGAAUUUGGUGAUUGUGGGAAAUCCUUAUGUGUGAAGUCCUCCCUUUUAAAACAUCAUGAGGCACAUUUGAAACACUGUGAAUAUGGUGAAAGUGGGAAUAAUUUCAGGAGGAAGUUCUACCUCUCACAGCUUCAGAAAACUCAUAAAGGAGAGAAGCACUUUGAAUGUGAUGAAUGUGGGAAAGCUUUUUGGGAGAAGUCACACCUCACUCGACAUCAAAGGAUUCACACAGGAGAGAAACACUUUCAGUGUAAUGAGUGUGGAAAAACUUUCUGGGAGAAAUCAAACCUCACUAAACAUCAGAGGUCACACACAGGGGAGAAACCGUAUAAAUGCAGUGAAUGUGGGAAAGCCUUCAGCCACAAGUCAGCCCUCACAUUACACCAGAGAACACAUACGGGGGAGAAACCCUAUCAGUGUAAUGCAUGUGGGAAAACUUUUUAUCAGAAGUCAGACCUCACUAAACAUCAGAGAACACACACAGGACUAAAACCCUAUGAAUGUUAUGAAUGUGGAAAAUCUUUCUGUAUGAAUUCACACCUUACAGUACAUCAGAGAACUCAUACAGGUGAGAAACCCUUUGAAUGUCCUGAGUGUGGGAAAUCUUUCUGUCAGAAGUCACAUCUUACACAACAUCAGAGAACUCACAUAGGAGAUAAACCCUAUGAAUGUAAUGCAUGUGGGAAAACUUUCUACCACAAGUCAGUACUCACCAGACAUCAGAUAAUUCAUACAGGUUUGAAACCUUAUGAAUGUUACGAAUGUGGGAAAACCUUCUGCUUGAAGUCUGACCUCACAGUACAUCAGAGAACUCACACAGGGGAGAAACCCUUUGCAUGCCCUGAGUGUGGAAAAUUUUUCAGCCAUAAGUCAACCCUAUCUCAACACUAUAGAAUCCAUACAGGGGAGAAACCCUAUGAAUGUCAUGAAUGUGGAAAAAUCUUCUAUAAUAAAUCAUACCUAACUAAACAUAAUAGAACACAUACAGGGGAGAAGCCCUAUGAGUGCAACGAAUGUGGGAAAACCUUCUGCCAGAAGUCACAGCUCACUCAGCACCAGAGAAUUCACAUAGGGGAGAAACCCUAUGAAUGCAGUGAGUGUGGAAAGGCUUUCUGCCAUAAAUCAGCUCUAAUUGUACAUCAGAGAACACAUAUAGAAGAAAAGCCCUAUAAAUGUAACGAAUGUGGAAAAUCUUUUUGUGUGAAGUCAGGACUUACUCUGCAUCAGAGGAAGCACACAGGAGAAAAGCCCUAUGAAUGUAAUGAAUGUGGGAAAUCCUUCAGUCACAAAUCAUCACUCACGGUACAUCACAGGGCUCACACAGGAGAGAAGUCUUGUCAAUGUAAUGAAUGUGGGAAAAUUUUUUACCGUAAAUCAGACCUCGCUAAACAUCAGAGAUCACACACAGGGGAGAAGCCCUAUGAAUGUAACACAUGUCGGAAAACCUUUUCUCAGAAGUCAAACCUUAUUGUACAUCAGCGAAUGCACAUAGGAGAAAAACCUUAUGAUUGAAGUGAAUGUUAGAAAUGUUGAGCCACAAUUCAGCACCUACUCCAUUUCAGAGAAUUCACACUGUGGAGAAAGCUCUGUUGACAUUCUGAAUGUUUAGUAACCUUCAUCCACACAACUGGCCUUAUUUUACUCCAAAGUAAUAACAUAGGACCAAUUUCUAGACUGCAGCAAGUAUAGGGCAAUUUGUUAACAGAUAAUAUUCCAUUGAAUGUCACGUACUGGCAUAAAACCUCACAGAUUUUGAUUUUGUGAAAGUGCUAACAAAAAUACUAGGUUAUGUCAGAAUUUAUAUAGGGGAGGAAUCUGUCCAUUUGAGACUUGCGGAUUCCAGAUUUUCUUUAGAGGUAAUGUAACAUCAAAAGCUAGAGUUUGUGCUUUGGUACGAAACAGCAGAUUUUAAUUUAUAAUGCAUAUUGUGCAAUGUAAACCUUUAAAAACUAAAAAGAAUAGUAAAAUAGGUUCAAAAGAAGUUGCAGUAGUAGUAGUGCAUAGAAUUCUGAUGUGCCCUUUACAAAGCUUCUUCUAAUAAUAGUUACAUAACUAUAACAUACUCUAAUAACAGUGUUAUAUAACUGUAACAUAUUUAUAGCCAUAACAGGAUGGUACCCUACUACUAAGUCAGAUACAGACUUUAUUCAGAUUUCACUAGUGUUUACAUGUGAUCUUUGUGUUUGUGCAUUUCUAUGAAAUUUUGUGGUUUAUAUGUUUGAGUAACCUUCAACACAGGUUGUAAAAUCAAAAAGGAAUCUGGAGUCUGUAUUACAUGAAGAUUACAAAGGAAUCAGGAUUUCACCACAGGAAGUUAAUAAAUAUUAUUAAUUAUUAAUAAUAACCAUAGCCUUUGUGCUACCCUAAUCCUGGCAACGAUUUAAAUAUAAAUGUUUUUAAAAGCAGAGAUAAAUUGAAUAAUUAGGGCAGAAGCAUAAACACCAGUGAAGCAUCCCUUAAGUUCACAGGACUUAGGUAUGUACAUUACAUAAACUAUAUGUUUCUUAACAAAAUGGAACUUAACAUAAUUGGGAAUAGAAAAUAGAUACUCCUAGUUUAGCAGUUGUUACAACAUUAGGCACAUCUCCCCUUGAAUAUAAGGCCUGGAGCAACAGUUUAAAAGGAAGCCCACGAAGCUCAUGUCUAACCUUUUAAAACUUAUAAAUCAAAAUAACUAAAUGUUCAAUAAAAUGUAUUCUCUGCAUGGGAAUAUCUAGGCCCUAGUCCCAUUGCCCCUUCUCUUUCACCCAUAGCUCAUUGCAGACCAUGAUGUGCCUUGAGUAGACAUAUGUAAAUACUCUAGCCUUCAGCCUAAAUUUAUCCAGGCCCUGGGUAAGCAACUGCUUUCCAAGACAGGGUUCAGGAAGGAAGCCUCAGACUAGACACUCAGGGCUAUAAAUUAGACUGUAAAUUCAAGGGUCUGAUGUAUCCUGAGAUCUGGGCCCUUAAUGACUGUUGAUUCUGUGGGGAGGAGGACUGAGGCUGGAGCAUGACCAGAAUGGAACUAGAGUAGUGCUUCUAUUGAUAGGGUAGAGGUGAUAUACUAAAUUACAUGAUCAGAUUAUGUAAACAAUUACAUUAGGUUAAUAACCUAAGAUUACACAAUCUAGUGAUCUUAGAUUAUACACAGAGUCUAAGCUUCCAUUGUGGGAAACUAGAAAAAGAAGAGCAAAUUAAGUCCAAGUUAUAAAAAAACAAAAGAAUAAUGAGAACUUAGGCAGAUAUCAGAGUAAUUGAAAACAGGAAGCCAGUAGAGAAAAAUCAAUAAAACCAAAAGCUGGUUCUUAGAGCAGGUCAAUAAAAUUGAUAAAUCUCGAGUCAGGUUAGCUAGAGAAAGAGAAGAUACAAAUUGCUAACAUCAGGAAUGAAAGGGAGCCAUAAGUACUGAUCCCCUCAGCAUCAAAAGGGUAUAAAGGAAUGUUAUGGACAACUCUAUACCCACAGAUUUGAUAACCUAAAUGAAAUGGGCCAAUUCCUUGAAAGAAACAAUCUGCCAAAACUCACAGAAGGGUAAAUCUAAAUAGGCAUAUGUCUCAAGAAAUUGAAUCAAUUUUUAAUCUUCCAAAGCAGAAAGUAUUAGGCCCAGAUGUUUUUACUGAUGAAUUCUACCAAAUUAAGGGAGAAAUAGUAUCACUUCUCUACAGUAUCUUACAUAAUGUAAAAGAGAGCUUUUACUUAUUUUUUGAGGCCAGCAUUACCCUAAUUGUAAAGCCAGGGAAAGACAUUAGAAGAAAGCCAAGGUACAGACCAGGAUCUCAUGAAUAGAUACAGAAAUCCUCAACAAUAUGCUUGCAAAUUGAAUCCAACAGUGUAUAAAAAGAACUACAUGAUAUGAACAAGUGGAAUUUAUCCAGGUAUCCAACAUUUAAUAAUUAACCCAUCAUAUCAACAGGCUAAAGAAGAAAUAUUAUAUGAUCAUAUGAGUAGAUGCAGAAAAACUUUUCAAAAAAUCUUAACAUCCAUUCAUGAUAAAUAAAAAACCCAGUAAGUGAGGAAUACAGAAACUUUUUACCAAGUUCCCUCAACUUUUUAUAAAAAUUUUUAUAAAAAUCCUACAGCUAACAUCGUACUUAAUGGUGAGAAACUAGAUGCUUUUCCAUUAAGAUAAAGAACAAGGCAAGGAGGUCCCCUGUAACCAUACCUUUUCAGCAACCUUCAGGAAGUCCUAGCUAAUGCAGCAGGAUAAGGAAGGGAAAUAAAAGGUACACAGAUUUGGAAGGAAGAGGUAAAACUAUUGAUGUUCACAGAUAACAUGAUUGUCUAUGUAGAAAAUUCCAGAGAAUCAGCAACAAAAAAAAUCUCCUGACACUAGAAAGCAGUUACAGAAAGGUUACCGAAUAUGAUGCUUAGGCAGGUGAUAAAAAGAAAUGAGCUAUCAAGUAACAGAGAUACGGAACCUUAGAUGCAUAUGACUAAACGAGACAAGUCAAUCUGAAAAGGUUUUAUGCUGUAUAAUUCCAACUGUAAUGCAUUCUGAUAAAGGCAAAACUGUGGAGACACUAAAAAAAAUCAGUGGUUUCCAGGUGUUCAGGGUGAGGGUCAGAGUGAUGAAUAGGUGGAUUACAGACAAUUUUUAGAACAGUGAAACCAUCCUAUAGGAUACUAUAAUGGUGGAUACAUGUCAUUCAUUUGUCAAAACCUACUAAGUGUAAAACAUACCUACAAAGUGUAAAAUACAAUGGGUCAACCCUAAUGUAAACCAUGGACUUUAGUUGUAAAAAUGUAUCAGUAUUGGUUCAUCAGUUAUAACAAAUGUACCACACUAAUGCACGGUAUUAAUAAGGGAAAAGUGUGGAGGGAGGUAGAGGUAAAGGGGUAUAUAGGAACUCUGCUUUCUGCUAAUUUUUUCUGUAACCCUGAAACUGCUCAAAAAAAUGGAGUGUAUUAAAUAAAAAACCCUGCUACAUAUUACUUUCUUAUAUAUUUACAGAAUUUGAAACUCACAUGAUUCAGUACCAGUUUUUCCAUGGUGGGGGUGGAGUAGGGUAGGGAAUGCAUUCUUAGAAAUCAUAUAUUGUCAACCACUAAGGCAUAUUUUCGAUUACAGCUUUCUGCUUUACUAAGCCUUAUUAUCUUCUUUUGAAAUUACCUUAAAUUACUUACCUCUCAUUAUAACAUCUUAUUUCUGCACUGAACAUGUUUCUGCCCUGCAGCUAUAAUAAUCACUAAUGAACAUUUGGGUUGUUUUUAUAGUCUUCAGAAUACUUUAAAUUAUAGCAACUGUGGCUUGAAAUUAAGGCCCAGUGUAAUAGAGUCUCUUCACAUCUGAAACUAAGAUUUCUGAUGGCCUAACUGCAGAUUUCCCUCCCUAUUCUCCUCCCCCAGGUCACUGUAGUCAGACAGUCCUCCUUCCUUAUCUGGGGGACCAGUUCUUGGUUUUCCCUCAGUGGCAAGUUUCACUUCCCUACCAGCCCACAAAAUUAUUCUGAAAAACCAUUCCCAUCUUCUCACAGAAACUUCACUGCACCCUCUGCAUACUACAGAGCCAUUUCCCACAACCCCUGGUUUUCCCUUUGGUCCCAAGCAUGAUAACCUGUGUGACCCUGGUUGGUGUGUGGUGUCCUCUCGCCUGGCCUAUGAAUAGACAUAACUAGUAAGCUUAUGUAGAUCUCAUCUGUCCAGUUUAAGGUGUCACAUGUUUCGCUAUUGCAUUACCCCAGGGCAUGAAUCCUGCCACCAACAGAGUGACCAACAGAAGAGGCAGUUAGUACAGCUGGGCGUGAGCAGGAUUGUCCAUCUAAGAUAGGUCACCUGGUCACUUAGCUAAUUGCUCUUGU